Pelobates cultripes (western spadefoot toad) is the source of this 11677-nucleotide messenger RNA. The record is from the annotation of a GenBank genome assembly. Lineage: Eukaryota; Metazoa; Chordata; Amphibia; Anura; Pelobatidae.
AUGUCAACUCGCCCACUUUGGGUGAAUCGCAGCCACGUGUCUGUGUUGUUUCCCUGUCCUCCAGUGACGUAUUUCCGGCGAGCGGCGCGUGGAACUUCCGGUCUGGGGGUCUUUGUUUUAUUGGCAUCCAGGAGCCGCCGGAGACGCAGCGAGCUCGGUGUGUGUGAGCGGGGGAGACACCGGGGGAGUGGGAGGGAGACAAUACGGUAUAAUAUCCGCCAUAGCAAGCCGUGCUCACAGCAAUGGGUCCUGUGACCGCACCUGAGCUCAAGCAGGGAAUCCGCUAAAUACAGAGUGCCGCCUGCAUGGCACUCAUGGGACAACCCCCUAUCUCCGGAUACCGGGCGGGCAGGGCGAGGUCGGUCUGCUAGUAUGGGCAGUGGCUGUGUUAAUGUGGGAUAAUACAGUGUUGUGUGGGUCUGCCGUGUGUAAAGCAGGCCCCGCCAUUACAUUACAUGAUAUCAAUGCAGGCACCCCGACAUAUAGGAAGGGUUAUUGUGUGUGUGUGUAUCGAGCAGGGCUGGGCUGUGAUUUACUAUAACAAAGCUACGCAGAGUGUUGGUGGCCCACAUGCAUCUGUCCAUUCUACAAUACAGUGCAGAACGUUCUAGCGAGAAACACGUGUUUACUGUUAUCAGUGUGCCAACUUCAAGCUGUGUGAACACUAAUCAUUAACGGGUUUCCUCCCACCACCUUUCUUGGGCCCAUCUUUCUAUAAACACAAGCAUGUGUCAAUAUCCUUUGUCAUCCACUAUUCCAAGUGCCACCGACAUUUCUUCCAUAUCUCAUUCCAUGUCUCAUUUUAUGUCCUUUGCCAAUAAUUUAAAAUACCUUCCAAUCACUUAAUGAUCAUUAAUCCUUGCUAGGCUGUAUGUUCGCUAUGAUGCCCAGCUAUUCAUUUAGUUCCCCAGCCUCUUAUUUGCUAACUCUUCCUAGGUGUCCAUUUUCAGUUCCACUAGUGUCAUGCAUCUCUUUCAAUAGCUACCCAUUUCAUGCUAGGCAUUUCUACUCCUCCUUUCCAGUCAUCCCUUUUCUUUUGCCUGUUUCAUCCAUCUAAUACUCCCUUUCUUAUCCCCUGAAUGCUUGCCUGUCACUUAUCUCCGUCCGUUGUUACAUAGCCAUGGACUCCCUGUCUAUUCUUAUCAUAUCCUAGCAAGCUGUUUAUAUCAUCCUCCCUACUUUUCUGGCAAACAGAGCAGUGAAGAGUAAAGCUGCAGAUGGCUCUGAAAAACUAUAUGUAACUAUUAAUUGUUAGACAUGGCACAUUUGGUUCUCUGGCAAAUGAAGCAGUCAAGGGCAAAAAUCCAUAGGGUAGGACAGUGAGAAAGUGGUUCUGAUUUGUAAGUCAUGACCUGUGAGAGUAUGAUAGAUGUGUAAACUUGGUUGGUAUAUGAACAAGUGCUUAGGAGAAUGAUUUCUCAUACUCUUUAAAAAGAUGGGUUUCAAAACCAUUCUUAAAAUUACUGUCUCUGAGACAAAGUAGGAAGAUCCAGAGAUGUUGAGGUAACAUUUAAAAAGUCUAAUCGAGUCUCCAGUAAUCUUAUUUAGCUUUUUGUUGCUAUCUUUCUCACACAGUUUCAGUAUCCACUACGCUUCGCCCUCUUUUUUCUUUGCGUUUAAUCCCUGCCAUCUGGAAAAUGCCCAAACGGGGAAAGAAGGAAGAUGUGAAGACUGGAGCUGAGCCUGAGAUUGAUGGAGCUGGUAUGCAAAAGAUAGAAAUAGAACAUUAAAGUAGUGGGUUCUUUGGAAUGUUCAAUGAAACACAUUUUAUUUUUCACAGAACCAGAAGUUAAGAAGGGGAAGAAAGGAGCAGGUAAAGAAGUGGACCAAGCUGUUCUAUAUGAAGAUGCUCCUGACAAGCUAUCUACAGCCGAUGGCAAGAAGUACACCUUGAAGAUCAGUUCGUGGAAUGUGGAUGGAGUUAGGGCCUGGGUUAAAAAGCAGGGGCUGGAUGUGAGUGCAAGGUCAUAAGGCCUUUUUCUUCCUAUUUUCUCUCUAAAUAUUGUGGACACAAAACAAUGAAAUUAUUAGCCUAAAUGGACUUUAUUCACUCAAAACAACUCUAUCUCCGUAAGGUUGAUUUGAGGACUGGAGUUUCUGGUCAAAGACUUGCCUUAAAGAAACAAACAUAUUCCUGACCCUAUUGUGUUAAAACCACAAUCUUGCCUCCCUAAAUAUAUUUAAGUCUGAAGCUGCUGCCUAUGCCCCUGAACUGCUUCUGUCUGCUGACAUCAUCAGAAGUGGUGGUCUGAGCCAAUCACAAUGCUUCCCUGUAGGAUUGGCUGAGACUGUCAAGUAGGCCGAUCAGGGGCAGAGCCAGCACAAGUCAAACACAGCCCUAGCCAAUCAGCAUCUCCUCAUAAAGAUAAAUUGAAUCAAUGCAUAUAUAUGAGGUAAGUUUGGUGUCUGCAUGCAGAGGGUGGAGACACAGAAUGGCAGUGCUGCCCACCCUGCAGCACUGCCCCAGGAAGCACCUCUAGCAGCCAUCUGAGGAAUGGCCAGUAGAGUUAUUACUAGGCUGUAAUGUAAACACUGCAUUUUCUCAGCAGAAAGCCUGAAGGGAAUGAUUCUAAUCACCACAACAAAUACAGUAAGCUGUAGUUGUUCUGGUGACUAUAGUGUCCCUUUAAACUGACACGCCACUGUCCAAACCAAUACAUAUCACUGUUUAGUAGAUAUACAACUAAGGAAACCUGCACGUUUUUAAUUAUGCAUUUUUCAUUGAGGAUAUAUAUAAAACAGCUUGCAAAAAUUAUUUUGUUUGUUGCCUUUGCAAACCCACUCCCAGCCCAUAAUCUCUGUGGCUGUACAAUUACAUAAUUUUAAAUGCAGCUCAAUGAGAGGUCAUUGCAAGGCAGGUGCUCUGAGCAAUUGCCUGUCUCUUGAGUUUAGCUGCUCAGCGCUAAACAAACUAGGAAGUAACAAGAACUGUUUUCUGUUUGAAAGUCAGGUGGUGUAAGAAGGUUAAUUUAUAAAGGUGCCAAUUUCUUUUAAAAACACUUUUUGUAAAAUGGAAAAAUAAAAAGACAUACUCUUCACACAUAAUGCUUUUCAGCAAGCUGCAGUGUAUACACUGUUUAUCAGGCACUUGUCCACACUCUCUUGUCCUUUCUUUGUUUGGUCACCACACUGAGCAUAGAAGGAAAUUAUUGAAAAGCUGUGUGUGCCAGUGAUUGGCUGAAAGCGUUAGCCAGAAUAUCUUUAUUCACAGAGGUGGGUCAGCUUACUGGUGCCCAAUGCUUCUUAAUUAUUCCCUUCUCUUCUCAGUGCAAUGGCCCAGCAGAGAGCAUCUUAAGUGUUCAAAAUCAUGUUUACGCCUUACGAUUUCACCUUGUGAAGCAAUUGAAUCCCAUUAAUAUUCAAACCUAAUAAAUGGAAUGAUCUAAUUUCAUUCUUCGUAGAGAUGUAUAAAUGAGAUGUAACUGGUAAAAAGGAAAAUGACGGCAUCUAAUCAUGUAAUUAAAUGUUGUUGUUUUUUUGUAGUGGGUGAGAGAGGAAGACCCACAUAUAAUAUGCCUUCAGGAAACAAAGUGUGCGGAGAAAGCCCUGCCUGCUGAAAUAAAGGACAUGCCAGAGUACCCUCACAAGUACUGGGCCUGCUCUGAUGAUAAGGAAGGGUAUAGUGGUGUUGCCAUGCUCUGUAAAGAUAAACCUCUAAAUGUGACAUAUGGAAUUGGUGAGUACUUAUACGUGUUUUCUUACAUCUCUAAACUUUUGUCAUUUAGAUAAAUCUGGAACUUGGAAUGAAACCACUGUUUAUGGAUUACUAUUUUUUAUUAAAUAGUCUAGAAUAUUAUACAGGGAGAAGAUCACUGCUGAUCCGUCUCCCUGCACAUCACACUGACCGCGGAAGUGCAGGGACAGCGCGAUCGGGUGCUCCCGGGCUGCCUCGAAUAUCAAGGCAGACCGGAGGAGCGUUAACCUCGCACUCUGGUGUUAAAUUUAGUAUCAUACCUUUUUUUUUUUCUUCUUUUUUUUUUUUUUACUUCAGGGGUUCAAUUUAUUUCAUUAAUUAAUUUAAAUAUUUUAAAAUGAUAUAUUUUGCUAGCUGGGGUGAGUGGGAGUUAUGGGAAAUUGGGGAAUUUACUGUUAAUGCUGCUUAUUGCUAGUUAGGGGUUAACAGUGGAAAGAAGUUAAUGCUAUUUUAAAAGUGUAAAAAUAAUUUUAAGAAAGUUUAAAAGAAUAAAAAAAUACAUUAAAAAAUGCUUAUUACCGCUACACCUGGAACAAACUAGCGAAAAAAGAUCCCACACUAAGGUUCAAAAUAUGCCUUAUGAAAUAUCCCAUGAUCUAUUCUUUAAAAAAUGGUAUGCGUUUGUGGGUUGGUUUGAAUAACAAACCAGCUAAACUACUACAUGGACACAGCAUAAAACUUCAAAGUUAUAAAAAAAAAAAACUGGCUGCGUCUCAAAUGUGCCCUUUCAACAUCCACAUAUACCCGGCAAAGGUACAUAUGGGGGUAUUGUUGUACUCAGACGACAUAGCUGAGCAACAUAUGAAAUAUUAUACAGCCGUAGCACACAUAAGAUUUGCAAAAUAAACUGUGCAAACUUACCUUGUGUAUCAAAAAGGCAGAAAAAAAUGCUUAUUACCACUACAAGCUAGCGGAAAAAUGAUCCCACGCUAUGGUUCAGAAUAUGCCUUUUGAAAUACCCUGGGAUGUCUUGUUUAAGAAAUGGUAUGCCUUUAUGGUGUAGCUGGAAUAUGAAGCCUGCUCAAGUGCUCCAAAGUGGGACACAAACUCAUCAAAACCUCCAUAAAAAUUCACACUUAAAAAACUGAACUUGUCACGUCUCUAUUACAGCACUGUAACAUCACAAAAUAGUGUCUAGGUCAUACAUUGGGCAUAUUGUUUACUCAGAAGAUGUAACGGAGCAUAAUUGUGUUUUUUGUUUUAUGACAGUGGCACAUAUCAGGUGUAAGAAAUACUCAGCAAAAAUGCAACAUGUAUGUAAAAAUGCCAUUCCCCCCCCCUCACCACAAACAUUGGCAUAAAUUGCUGAAAAAAUGGUGACAAGUUGUCACAAUAUACGCCAUAUAAAAUACCUUGGGGUGUCUGCUUUAUCAAAUGAAAGCCCUUUGUGGGGUUAUUUGAACAGUCACACUGCUAUAAUACCCUAAAAUGAGACAUAGACCCGUCAAAUCCAUCUACGGAAAUUCUAACUAUAGAAAUGGAAAUAGCCUUGUCUCUUAUAUAGCAUUGUAGCUUUACAGAAUAGUGCCAAAGGCACACAAUGGGGGUAUCGUUAUAUUCAGCAGGUGUAGCUGCUCAGGAAUAGCACACACCAACUUUACGAAAUACACAUUACAAAAACCUUGUUAAAUGUGUAUAUGCCAAAAUAGAGAAAAAACAUAAGUUUGCUCCAAUAUUUAGCAGAGAUUGGCGAUGAAAUGGCUAUGUAAAAAGUGUCAAAACAACCUCAGUUAUAUAGCCUGUGAGAUAGAGAUAUAUAUAUAUAUAUAUAUUUUUUUUUUUUUUUGUGGCAAUUUUGUUUUCUGUGAUGGUUACUAAACCUACAAGACAAGCAUGCCAACUUCUAAAAUUGUUUCACAUUGAAAUUUUAUUUUAGUCCUUGUAUUUUGUGUUCUGUAACUUUCAAAAUAAGCUGAAAUCCUACACAUAUUAUGUAGUCUAUAAAUCAAGACACAUAAAUGAAUUUAUUUUGAAUAACUUUUCGUAAGCUGGACAUUCCGUAUAUAUUAGAGUAUAAGUCGACCCGAAUAUAAGCCGAGGCCCCUAAUUUUACCCCAAAAAACUGGGAAAACUUAUUGACUCGAGUAUAUGACUAGGGUCGGAAAUGCAGCAACUACUGGUAAAUUUCUAAAUAAAAUUAGAUCCCCAAAAAUUAUAUGAAUUGAAUAUUUUUUUUACAGUGUGUAUAUAAUGAAUGCAGAGUGUGUGUUUGUGUAGUGUGUGUAUAUGAUGCAGAGUGUGUAAACUUGGUGGGGGGUGGGCAUUUUUAUUUUAAUAUACAUUUUUUUUUUUUUUUUUUAUAUUAUUACAUUUUUAUUUUAUUUGAUUAUAAUAUUAAAAUUUUUAUUUUAUUUUUUUCGUCCCCCCUCCCUGCUUGAUACCUGGCCAGGGAGGGGGGCAAUCAUUCCCUGGUGGUCCAGUGGAUGUGCUGUGCAGGAGCGGGGCUGGGAGCAAACUGUUACUUACUUUUACAGCCGCUCCCUUCUCCUCCGUGCCGUUCAGCUCCAGUUUAAAUCUCGCGGUCUGCGUGCCACGCGGAACGUCGCCACGGUAACCCGUGGCAAUGCUCUGACGGCCGCGGCUUUCGCGAGACUUACAGUGGAGCUGAACGGAACAGAGGAGAACGGAGCUGCUGUAAAGGUAAGUAACAGCUUGCUCCCAGCCCCCAACAGGACCACUGGGCUUGUAAUGAGCCCGGCGGUCCUGGUCUGUAUUAUGGCAAUGUAAGUUGCCAUAAUACAGACAAUGACUUGAGUAUAAGCCCAGUGGGGCUUUUUCAGCACAACAAAUGUGCCGAAAAACUUGUCUUAUACUUGAGUAUAUACGGUAUGUACACGCUAUUAUUGCCAAAACUGUGAAAAAAAAAAUAUUUUUGUUGUUUUCCCAUUUUUGUUGCAUUUUUUUUUUUCACUCAGAAGAAGGCCAAGUGAGACAGCCACUAGGGUGGAUUUAACCCUAUAAUGUAAACAUUGCCGUUUCUACCAAACUGUAAUGUACAUAACUUUGUUAUAAUUACAGGAUCACGGCACCCAGCCCGCUACCUAGAGAUGAAGUUGUCUGGGUUACUUUAGUGCUCCUUUAGAAAGGUCACAACUAACUUUAUCUAUACAUUGCGCUUACACAGUGGUCAGCAAAGGAGACCCUCUUCAGGGAUACCUUUUUAAAGCAUGGUAGUUUUUUGUUUUUUUUUAUGGAGACAUCAAAAAAAAUUUAAACUCUUUAGUACUGGACCAAGGCAAAGCUCAGAAAGGCUCAACAGCAAAACAAUUGUUAAUUUUUCUGGAACAAUAAAUCUAUUAUAUAUAAUAUAUACCUACAUGUAUUUGACUCUGUAAAUGAUGUGCUUAUUCUAUGGGUGAGCGCCUUCAAUACAUCUUAAACAUUGUAGGUACAUAUCUGUGCCAUCUCUCUUCCCUGUGACAUUACUUUCCAAGUAAAAUGUGGAUUGUAAAAUUCUUCUUAUUAUGCAUCCUUAACCUGAGAUCCUUCUGCCCCCUGAAUGUUGAACUGUGGCUUCCAGUAGUCUCUGCAGAGAUUUGAGAGAGUUAUAGUGCUAGCACUUUUAUUUCCAGGCUGAAGAACACCUAUGUUACCUUUUUGCCCUUUCAUUCCAUUUCUUUUAUUGCUGGUGUCUUGUAUGCUCAGUGAGUAAAGUAGAGUAAUUCUUUUGGUUCCUCCCUUAGGAAUGGAAGAGCAUGAUAAAGAAGGCCGUGUUAUCACUGCAGAAUUUGACUCCUACUUCUUGGUUGCUGCUUAUGUCCCUAACUCAAGCCGUGGCCUUGUGCGUCUGGAUUAUCGUCAGCGCUGGGAUGUUGACUUUCGUGGGUACCUCAAGGGGCUAGAGAGCAAGAAACCACUUAUACUGUGUGGUGAUCUGAAUGUGGCACACCAGGAGAUUGAUCUGAAAAACCCUAAGACCAACAAGAAGACACCUGGGUUUACCCCACAGGAGCGACAAGGCUUUACUGAGUUGCUGGCUGAGGGCUUCAUAGACAGCUUUCGGGAGCUGUACCCUGAUACUCCUUAUGCAUAUACCUUUUGGACCUACAUGAUGAACGCACGUGCCAAAAACGUUGGUUGGAGGCUCGAUUACUUUGUGUUGUCAAAAACACUGCAACCGGCUUUGUGUGACAGCAAGAUCAGGAGUAAAGCAAUGGGAAGUGACCACUGCCCCAUUACUCUCUAUAUGGCCAUAUAAAGGGAGAGCGUUAUGACAGCUGCUAAACACAUUUUGUAGUAGCUGCUUCUCUAUAACUAUCCAUAUGGCCAUAUAUAGUGUGAAUCGGCAUGUUCUAUCACUACAGCACCCUAUUGUAUUCCUGUGAAAAGUAGGCACCAUCAGUCCACAUGAUUUUUAAACAUGUCAGAUUCCAAAGAUAUUUUGCAUUGCUUCUAUGUAUAUAUAUAUUUCUCUGGUCAGUAAAAAUUACAUUUCAAACAAAGGGUUGGAGAAUAGUGUUGUGACCUCCCACAAUAUACUAACAUCUUGACUCCAUAUUUAUCAGGGGGAUGGGAGGACUACUUUGUGAUAAUCAUUGUAACCCGUUUAACAGUGAUUUAAUAAAUGCUGUUCCAUAAUCUAGUUAGCAAUUAAAGGGAGUUACUUAUUGCUCUGUAACACUAGAAAUGGCCAUAUGAAACAGAUGUUAGCUAUUACACUCUGUGUGAAUAUAUUACAAUACUUGCUUUCUAUGGGUGCUUUUCCUGCGUGUGACUCUAUACCCUGCAGGCAGUUUUAUUUUAGGACUUCUCUUCCACUUUCCCCCAUAAAAUCUCACUAGGUUUAUUUUUCUGUUCUAUCCUAUUUACAAGAGAACUAAUUCUCCCAAUGUUUGUAAUGUUCUGAUUUCAUUUGUUGUGGUUUUUUUUUUAGUGUUCGACUAACAAGCAGUUUAUUGCUUACUAGGAUGUCAUUCAAAAGCUAAUAUUUUGUAUGAAUCUUUUGUUUUCUUUGGGUUUUUUUAAGCAAGCGGUAAAAUACUAAUGUUUGCCUGAUAACUGAAUAUAGAAUAGUUUAGGGCUUAAGAUUUCAGCUUUUAUGCCGGUAGCCAGGUUGUAAAAGUUACUUGCCAUUACAAGCUUGAAUGACACACUCGGCAGGAGUUAAUACUUACUUACUUGCUAGUGGAAAUUUUGAGUCCUGAAAUAGAUUUCCUCAUGGUAUCAUCAAUAUAACUGGGUACUAUGGAUAUAGUCACAGUUCAAGGGCACAUCUAGUGCUAAAUACUCAUUCAUAGGUUGACAGUAAGGAAUUCACGGAUAUUCUAUGUAUGUUCUGGGGAAUAAAAUAAAUAUUUUUGUUGCACUCCUUUGUUAAGUAGAUCAUCAGAUUAGUGUUAAAAUACCAUAAUUUUUUUCUUGGUUUUAAAGUUAAUCUGGCAUUUAUAAUUUUGAAUGGUAAUGUGUAAUUUUUAUUUAAUUUUUUUUAACAAAAAAGUUUUGUGAAUGGGCAGUCACUGAUUGGCUGAAAGGGUCAGCUGACCGCUCUCAGCCAAAAAGCGUCACCUUUCACCUCUUCAGAGCCAGAGAAACUGUCCGCAAGGAUGCAAUGUAGCCAGAAACAACAGAUUUAGCUUCCAACAAUAUCAAAUAUCAAUAGCAAAUAUAAGGGUAAGGUAUGUCAAAUCACCUUUGGGCUGAUUUAAAUAUUAUUGUCCCUUUAAAGAGACCCUAUAGCUCUAAGAUCACCAUUUAGCUCAGAGCAUGGAGAUGCUGAACAUCAGUAACACUGACCCAUUAAGCACUUCUAGUGGCCGUCUUAGUGAAUGUUGCUAGAGGUGUUCCUAGGAAGUAAUUGUUUUCUCUGAAAAGGCAGUGUUUACAUUAAAAAGCCUGCAGGGACCGGCAGUAGACACUAGAACAACAUUAAGCUAUAGUUGUUCUGGUGACUAUAGUGUCCCUUUAAUUAAUAAACCCACGUUAGAGAUUAUAUCAAUGCAGUCUUGAGAAGACUAUUAUCAGAUGCAAAAGUCUUUGGAGAUUUUAGUUUAAAGUUUUAUCUACACAUCCAGGUAGGCAACCGCUUCCCACAGUUUUGUUGUGAGAAUCUUGUGCUUUUUCUGGAAAACUACAGUUUUGUAUAUCCAUGAAUUCAGAUUCUAUACCUGAAUUUAGUACUAGUAAAAAUGUUGGGUAGUUGUUUUGUAGCUAAACAAUGUAUACUUUUUAGAUAGAAUUGUUUGGGUUUGGCAGCUGGUGAAAAAAAACACAUUGACAGUUGUUAUUCAAUGAAGUGAGAAUUCAAGGUGAAUUCAAAGUAAUUUUAAAAUUUAAGGCUAAAGUAGAAAAACUGGAAGCAUGGCUGACUUGGAGUUUUUUGUUUUUUCUCCGGUUCAGUUAUCAUUACCUCAAAUUUGAAAUUCACUUUGAUUUCCUUACUUUAGUGAAUAAGCCUGUUAUAAAAGCAACCUGAUUUACAUGGUCUGAAUAUUAACCAACAAUGAAUAAAUAUAUAGAUAUGGCUCACAUAAAUGCCCUUAUUCUUAAAGGAACUCUUUAAGCACCAUAACCAUUGCAGUCCACUGUUCAAGAGUGGCUUGGCUUCUUACCUGGGCUUUUCUGCAUCCUAUUAGCUUAUGGAAGCUCCUUGUAGGAGCUUUCAGGCUCCAGAAGAUAAGCCGACGAGUGGAUCCUACCUAAUUUAUCAAAAUGUUUUUAAAAUGGUUUGGCUACGUACAUUGUGAGGGCCGUAGGGUACCUCUGGCAGAAAACCACUACAUCGGUUAUGACACUUGAAGUGUCCCUUUAAUGGGUUUAUUUGAGGAUACAUUAAAUAUGAAAAACUACUUGAAACCUACUUACAAGCCAGCCGUCAAAGGUUUAGAUUUAACAUGUCCAUGUUGAUAGUACUUUUUCCGGAUAAGCCUUUGGGAAUACCUUUUGCUGUUGAAUGUGAACUGCUCAUAUUAUCUUUGUCCUGGAACUGAAAGUAUUUUAGAACAAUUGUCAGAUUUAACUCUGUAAAUUAUCACGGUCACAUCUGGAAAACAUUUUUGGUUUGUUACUUGAGAAAUAAAGAAGCACUGGAAAUUUAAAGUGUGCAUGGUAUUCUAAACCACUAACUAACCAACCUUGGCACCUCUGAUAUUUGAAGCUACAUUUCCCAUGAUGUGAAAAAAAAAAAAAAAAAUGUUGGAGUGCACACUAAAUAUAAUCAGUUAUCAACAAAAAGUGUUUUUCUUCAAUGUUACAUAUCCCAACGCAAAAAUAUAAUACCUAAUUUUAUUUUAAUUGAUUUGUUAUAAUAAAUAGUGCAACAAUACAAUAGUUGGUAAGUUCUUAGUUAAAGGACCACUCAAUGAAGUGGUCUGGGUGCCAGGUCCCUCUGGGAUUAACCCUGCCUGCUGUAAACAUAACAGUUUAAGAGAAACUGCUAUGUUUACUUUAGGGUUAAUCCAGCCUCUAGUGGCUGUCUCAUUGACAGCCGCUAGAGGCGCUUCCGUGCUUCUCACUGUGAUUUUCACAGUGAAAAGACGCCAGCGUCCAUAGGAAAGCAUUGAGAAUGCUUUCCUAUGGACUGGCUGAAUGCGCGCAUUCAGCCGAUGAUAACCGAAGGAGGAGGAGAGUCCCCAGCACCGAGGGAGCCUGGCGCUAGAGAAAGGUGUGUUUAACCCCUUUCUUCCCCCUUAAGCCCAGCAGGAGUGGGACCCUGAGGGUGUGGGCACCCUCAGGGCACUAUAGUGCCAGGAAAACAAGUUUGUUUUCAUGGCACUAUAGUGGUCCUUUAAGCAGGCUAUGCAUUUAAUGGCUGAGACACAAUCAUUUCUGGAACCAAAUUACUAAUAGAAGUGUGGUUGCAUUUUAUAACGUUAUGGUUUAUGGCCUAAAUAACUGAAAUAGUGAAGUGUUUGGAUUUUGAUUGUAAUUAUAUGCCCAAUCUAAUGGGAGAUGUAAUAUAAGUGAAUAUCAGACCCAAGGUGUUUUCAAAAGAGAAAAGGAAUAAAGGAAGUAGGAACCCAAAAGAGACAAAAUGUCAUUUUUUUU